Colletotrichum graminicola M1.001 is the source of this 1545-nucleotide messenger RNA. Its product is annotated as serine carboxypeptidase. The transcript has 3 exons. Lineage: Eukaryota; Fungi; Ascomycota; Sordariomycetes; Glomerellales; Glomerellaceae. Gene Ontology annotation, biological process: proteolysis. Gene Ontology annotation, cellular component: fungal-type vacuole. The record is from RefSeq and is a predicted model, not a curated record. Gene Ontology annotation, molecular function: serine-type carboxypeptidase activity. Bases 1 to 1545 code for a protein of 514 amino acids.
AUGGUCCGGCUCACGUCCCUGGCGGUCUCCGGGCUCGCUCUAUUUACCGGAAUCGCGUCGGCGGUCGCGACGCAGAGAGACGUCGAGUCGCCCGAAUUCACCACCUUCUCGGUCCCCGAACACCCGCACCACGCGAUACGCAUUAAGGAGCAGAGUGACGAAAUCUGCGAUGCGGGCUCGAGGCAGUGGACCGGCUGGCUGGACACUGGCGGAAAGCAUCUGUUCUUUUGGUACUUUGAGAGUCUGAACGAUCCGGAGAAGGAUCCUCUCAGCCUGUGGAUGACGGGCGGCCCAGGUGGCAGCGGCCUCGUUGGUCUCAUGCUUGAAUUGGGGCCCUGCCUGAUCAACGACAACGGCACGGGCACUGUUCACAACCCAUAUGCCUGGAACAGCAACUCGUCCAUGAUCUUUGUCGACCAGCCUGCCGGCACGGGGCUCUCCUACUUCGACAAGGGCGUCACCCCGCCCGCGACGUCCUAUACGGCCGCCGAGGACAUGAACAUCUUCCUCCGCAUCUUCUACAAGGCCUUCCCGCACCUGGCCACCCGGCCCUUCCACAUCGUCGGCGAGAGCUACGGCGGCCACUACAUCCCGACGCUCGCCGCCGAGAUCGUGCGCUACAACACCGGGUCCCCGGCCCCCGACUUCAAGGUCCCGCUGGCGUCCGUGAUGAUCGGCAACGGCUACGUCUCGCCCGCCGACACGACCUGGGGCUUCUACGACACGCUGUGCACGACGAAGCCCGGCGUGCCCGAGCCCGUCUUCAACGCCAGCAGCUGCGCCAAGAUUGCCGCCGCGCUGCCGCGUUGCAUGUACCUCCAGGAGGCGUGCUACAAGUACCCGGACCCCAUCGUCUGCCACGCCGCAGGCGACUUUUGCUUCCAGAACAUCGACAUACUGUAUUACCAGGACGUCAAGCCGGGCGGGCGGAACCCGUACGACAUCACGCGGCCGUGCGAGACGGAGAACAUCUGCUACGGCGCUGGCGAGGGCAUCGAGACAUACAUGAACUCGGACCGGAUCCGGGCCGCGCUCGAGAUCCCCGCGGGAGUUGGCCGGAACUUCAGCCUCAUCUCGUGGGAGACCAACCGCGCGUUCGACCUCGCGGGCGACAUGUCCAUUUCCACCGAGACGGAGGUUAAGUACAUGAUGGAGUCGGGCGUCGACGUGCUCAUCUAUAACGGUGAUCUCGACCUUGCAUGCAACACGGCGGGCAACGUCCGGUGGACCAACAGGCUGUCGUGGGCCGGGCAGGUCGAGUUCAACGCCAAGGAGUUCGAGCCCUGGUUCGCGGUCAAGGGCGGGGAGAGGGUGCGCGGGGGCAAGUGGAAGCAGGUGACGAAGCCGACGAGGGGCGGCAAGGAGACACGGUUCACGUUCGUGACAAUCGAUGGGUCAGGACACAUGGUGCCGCUGGACCAGCCCGAAGUCGGGCUGGAGAUGGUGAGGAACUGGCUGUAUGGUGAUUUCGGCAAGGCUACCGAGGGCGGUGUCGAGGUCAAGCUGGCCGGGAACGAGGAGCAUUUUGUGUCGUUGGAGCUGUGA